This is a messenger RNA of Girardinichthys multiradiatus, 1653 nucleotides long. It is a transcript of the gene sh3bgrl2, whose product is annotated as SH3 domain binding glutamate-rich protein like 2. The record is from RefSeq and is a predicted model, not a curated record. The coding region runs from base 229 to 636 and encodes 135 amino acids. Lineage: Eukaryota; Metazoa; Chordata; Actinopteri; Cyprinodontiformes; Goodeidae. Gene Ontology annotation, cellular component: cytoplasm. The transcript has 4 exons.
GCUUGAUCUGUGCUGCAUGUAUUCAAACAGCGUCACUGGCUGCCUUAUUAUGGCUCAGUUUAAAUAUCGAUGCAGCGUGUGCUUUUCCUGCUGAAGGAAACUGCGUGCCGCCUGUUUUCAAAUUGUAGUCAUUUUAUGAGGAAAAUAAAACUAAAUUAAUUACAAAUAAAUCGUUGCUGGUUACCAACAAACCAUUAGUCGACUGCCUGACGAUAAUUUGGGAUUAUAAUGGUCAUCAAGGUUUACAUCGCUUCUUCAAGUGGCUCUGUCGCGGUAAAGAAGCAUCAACAGGCAGUUGUGGGUUUCCUGGAGGCGAAUCGAAUUAACUUCCAGGAAGUGGACAUUACCAUGCUGGAGGAGCAGAGGCUCUGGAUGUACCGCAACAUCCCCAAGGAGAAGAAACCGGAGAAAGGCAAUCCACUGCCUCCACAGAUCUUCAACGAGGCCCGCUACUGUGGUGACUACGAAGAUUUCUUCCAAUCAAAGGAGAACAACACUGUGUUUGCAUUCCUUGGGCUCAGUUCUCCACCCAAUCUGACAGUAAGAUUCAGAGUCCUAGAUCAAGCUGCUGUCCCAUCGCCAGGAUAUCCUUAUAUGUGCAUAACUUCCUGCAUUGCAUCACCUCCCUUCUUGUGACAACUCCAGAGUUUUGCCAAAAACCAGCUCUAGUAGAUGCUGCCUCUCUGAUACCAUUACUGGAUGGGGGUCUGACGCAGCAGCUACAGAGAUUAAAUCACGGAGGACUAACUUUGUGUUUUGUUGCAUUGUUUAUCACGCUGUGCCAGAAAACAAUGCUUGUAGCACAUUUCUCUGCAUACUUGAGAACAAUGUAGUGGCUUCUGCAUCAGCGGCCUUUUAUAUAAUCUAAACGCAAUGGCUGGGAUCAGGUGCAUCAGUGCAGCACAGUUUUUGUUUACAUGCUUGUUUAAAUGAGUGACCAUCUGUGUGCAUACUGGCUGUUGGCGUCUGCAUCAGCCAGCAGCUUCUAUUGAAGGUUGGUUGGGUGAAGGGAAAACCUAAUGUAGCCUAAAACAAAUCAGGGGUUUGCCAGGGUGCCUGACUGUAUUGGUGUUGGGACCAAAUGCUAAGAAUUGUAAAUGUCAGAAUUAACUAAUUUGUAUCCACAUUUAUCAAAUUAAAAAUGUCAUUUUAAUAUUUCAUUUUAUUUGUUUCCUUUGCUUCAAAUCAGUACAUUGGCAUGAUUUGAACUAGGAAUUCAUCGGUCAAUCUCUGCACUCAUUUUGACCUUCCCAUGAUAACUCUGGUACUUUGCCUUUGACUGUUCUGUUCUAUUGUAGCUGCAUUUUGCUACAGAGAGGAGACAAACAAAGGCUGUAUGGAUCAUUUUAAUUCUCGGAUUAGGUGCUCCAGUUAUUUUGACAGCUUGUGUUUUACCUUCUCUCCCCACUGCCAAAUGUUGAAGUAAACACACACGCCAGUGUGGACAGACUGCUAUCUUUGUGCUAUACAUGUCAUUAAGUAUAACUCUAACUUUCAAUGUCUUUCAGUCUUUUAUCGAUGUUUACUCUCAAGAACACUUCCAUAUUUCUCUAAUAAAUUAUGUUUUGAUCGUAACACUGUGCUGACACAAGGCAAGCAUUUUCUCUUCAGUGUAUUGUCAUCAUGAGUGAAUAAAUAUAUUAUUUUCACUAA